Phyllotreta striolata is the source of this 1665-nucleotide messenger RNA. The record is from the annotation of a GenBank genome assembly. Lineage: Eukaryota; Metazoa; Arthropoda; Insecta; Coleoptera; Chrysomelidae.
CGCUGUGGAACCCUUUCGAACGGCUUCUUGGGCAUAUUCUACUUGUAAUAAAUGCCCGUCUGGAGAAAAUACUGUAAUAGCUCUAUCGUAUCUCGACGACAUUUCCGUACAAUCUAUCAGAGAAACGGUUGAUCAAAAUAUACACAACCUCAAAAUUUUCGCUUUAUCAUCAACAAUACGCCAUUUGUAAGAAAAAUCAAAUGUCAAAUGUCAUAAAAUGUACGUUUUUUUGUAUCAAUAGAUCCUCUAAUAUCGAAUAACCAACAGAACAAAUACAUAGAUCACAGAAUGAUAAGGUUAUUAACCAAUGAGCAACUGCCAAACAAGCAACAUUUAGAUAAAAUUGUUCCAUGAGCGAACAACAGAUAAAUAUAACCUUAAAAUUUGUUGUAACGAUUGAUUAGCAGUAUUUAUAUAAAUAUACGAAAUGUUAUCAAAGAAACUCUUAAUAAUUUGUGUGGUAAUUUGCGUUGUUAGUUUUACUGACAGUCAUUCUCACAAUCACGACGAUCAUCAUGGUCAUUCUCACGAAGAGCCACCUUCAUUUAAGUACUCAAAAACCGCAAACGAGAAAUUGGAGAAUGAACAUUUACACCACGACAAAACGGCCCAAAAAUCCAAGACUGCCCCGCUGAGUACGAGGGACUUGUGGCUUCACUCCAUGGGAUCCACCCUGUUAAUAAGCGCUGCUCCUUUCUUCAUAUUAUUCUUCAUUCCCCUGGAUAACACUGAAAGCAGCCAACCUUUGCUUAAGAUUUUAUUAGCUUUCGCUUCAGGCGGUUUACUAGGCGAUGCAUUUUUGCAUCUGAUUCCUCAUGCUGCUAUGCACGUAGAAGAUAGCAAAACACCGCAUUCGCAUAGCCAUGGUCAUGGGACUCACGGGGAAGAACAUUCGCAUGAUAUGUCUGUAGGCUUGUGGGUUCUAGCAGGAAUUGUUGUGUUUUUGGUUGUAGAGAAAGCAGUAAGGAUUUUAAAAGGUACAAGUCAUAGUCACUCGCAUGCUGCUGUAACGAAGAAACCAGAAAAAGCUGGGAAAAAAGAGAAUAAAUCGAAAACAGGAGAUGCUGAGGAACCCGAGAAGGAAAUCAAAGUGGCUGGAUAUCUCAAUUUGGCCGCGGAUUUUUGCCACAACUUUACGGAUGGUUUGGCUAUUGGAUCUUCAUAUUUAGCCGGCAAUACUAUCGGAGUUGUUACUACAAUUACGAUUUUAUUGCACGAGGUGCCUCACGAAAUCGGGGAUUUUGCCAUAUUACUUCAAUCAGGAGUGUCUAGAAGGAAUGCCAUGAUGUUGCAACUCACAACAGCUUUGGGAGCACUCGCAGGGACCGCUUUGUCGCUUCUUGCCCAGAAUGCAGGCGGUGUUGAAGCCGCUUCGUGGGUUUUACCCUUUACAGCCGGAGGUUUCAUCUACAUAGCUUUGGUUUCGGUUAUCCCAGAAUUACUAGAUGAAGAAAAACCGAGCGUGGUUCAAACUCUUCUUCAAGUAGCUGCUAUGCUGACAGGCGUCGGGAUGAUGGUAUUAAUAGCUGAAUACGAAUAAGUUGCUAAAAGUGAAAUAUUGCAUAUAUUUUUUAUUUUAUCUUAAGAAUGUGAUAAAAUUGUUUAGAUGGAAAUUAAGGCAAUACGAAUUGAACUAUUUAUAUUUCAAUUAAAGUUGUGUUGAAC